AUGCUGUCGCCGUCGACUUAUGCCCUGUCGAGGCAGGCUCCUCCAGUACGGCCCUCUCGAUCCCUCGAGGGACUAGAGAAAGUUGUCCCCCCAGGUGCUCUUUCGCCUUCUCGUUCACGCCUGCAUCUGGAUAAACCCCUCCCCGAACUACCUCCAAAUGAUUCCUCAACCGGCGAGAUCCACUUCAUGGCUGGGUCUACGGCGUGGAGCGACGACAGCAGUACCGUCAACAGCGUCGAAGACCAUGAUGACGAUGAUGAGAGGGACCAUCGCCAGUCCAGCGUUUCCACAGAGAGCUACCCCGUGUUUGUCCGGUCCGAGUCGGAUGAUCUAGCGGAUUUUGUCGAUCACCCUUCCGUCUCCACGAUCGACCGUACGCAAUCUGUAGAGCCUUAUGAUAAACCAGCAACAUCGUCCUUGGCUUACACGUCUUUUCUGGCGGAAGACCGAUAUUCUCCCCCGCCACACUGGGUUCCAACUAGUUGCACCGGCCCGAAUCACUACUUUCGCGAGAAGAAAUGGGAUUUCUUUCCCGAGCUGGCCACUCCUUCAGCCCUACCCCAGAACUCGCCCCACAGUCUUCCACCAAGGCCGCGGAAGAAGGAUGGCAUGCGCUCGCGAUGGAUAUCGACCGACAAGGGCGCCGCUCUGGCGAACGAUGUGCGCAACUCGAUCCGCUCACUUGUUCAACGACGACUAUCCCGAAACUCCAUCGACAAGGAAAAGCCGAAGCGGAAUACCCGGCCCACCACCUCUCCGGAGUACACACGAGAGCAUACUCCGCCCCAGCGGAUAACUCCAACGACCAGCGACUGGUCCGAUUAUGGAAGUACCGCUGUUCCACAGAGCCCAACAUACUCGUUCAAGAACUCGACGCAUCUUUCCAUCUCGCCAACCGGUUCAUCGCUCUCGGACGAGUCCUUGAGAUUGCAGCAGCCUCUGUCCCCGCGAAGGAAGCAGCUAGCGGUUCCGAUCUCUCCAUACCAGAAAUACGGAGCCGCCAUAUGGGACAAAUCUGGCAAGGAGAAGCGUAUCAGCUACCGGCAGAGCCAACGGGUGCGCUUCCCGAAAUAUCGAAAGUCUCCGGUCAAGCAAGGGUGCGUAACAUCUGCGACGCCGCCAUUGAGUCCUGCAGGCCGUACGCCGUUUCAGCAAGGCACUCGCCACUGCGUCCGGGCGUUGCAGGACGGAACGAGCCACGUGCUCGUUGCCAUUGACAACACGCGAAAGAAGAUGGCCGGGGCGAAAAUUGAUCGACAACGUUCACAGUUGAAGUCGAAGAUUCGUUUAGUUGGGCCUGUCAAUCCGUACACUUCUUACAAGGAUGACCCAUGGGUGUGA
This is a messenger RNA of Aspergillus calidoustus, 1341 nucleotides long. NCBI's taxonomy places the organism in Eukaryota, Fungi, Ascomycota, Eurotiomycetes, Eurotiales, Aspergillaceae. The record is from the annotation of a GenBank genome assembly.